Saccharomycodes ludwigii is the source of this 1044-nucleotide messenger RNA. RefSeq names its product ATP synthase complex assembly protein ATP12 (gene ATP12). Bases 1 to 1044 code for a protein of 347 amino acids. Gene Ontology annotation, biological process: mitochondrial proton-transporting ATP synthase complex assembly. Gene Ontology annotation, cellular component: mitochondrion. The record is from RefSeq and is a predicted model, not a curated record. NCBI's taxonomy places the organism in Eukaryota, Fungi, Ascomycota, Saccharomycetes, Saccharomycodales, Saccharomycodaceae. The transcript has a single exon.
AUGUAUAGACCUAUAUUAUCAUCAUCCAAAAGGAAUUUAUCUAAACUUUUAUUUACCACUUCAAACUAUAAUGCUGCUCGAUCUAAUCUUAUUUCCAUAAGAUAUAUGGCUACAUCCACCCCAUUGGGCGUUGACACCUCAAUUGAAAACAAUUUGAAAACAGAAACUAACAAAUUGUCAAAAACAUUAUCCAAAUUCUGGGAAAAGGUAGAAAUUAUCAAUGAAAAUGAUCCAAAAAAUGGAAAACAUAAAUUAACAAUCACUUUAGAUUCCAAACCGAUCAAAACCCUGUUGGGCAAUAAACUACAAGUUGAUACGGAUCGUGAAUAUUUGGCUUUAAUGCUAUUAAAUGAAUGGAGCACUUUACCUAGUUUGAAAAUUAAAUCUCACUCAUUGCCGCUAACAUCUAUUGUCUCUCGGUGCAUUGACCUAGAGAAUGCACUAAAUGAUUUAGAUUUAUUAAACAGUGAUCCUGAAUUGGCUGCAAAAAUUGGGUGCAAAGAUCGUUCCACCAUUUCCAAUUUAUUACUAAGAUAUCUAGAUACAGAUACCUUGCUGUGUUUUUCACCAAAAAAAGAUUUAGACGGUGCCUUGCGUACAGAACAAGAUGAAUUAUACUUACCAAUUAUCAAGAAAAUUGAACAAUUUUUAACUCCAUACGGCCCUGAAAAAGCCAGUGGCGAAAAAGAAAAAGUUCGUUUAGAAAUCUUAGAUGCUGAAGUUCAUGGACUAAGAGGGAAUCAACAAAAUGAAUUAACCAAAAAAGCCGCAACCAAUUUUAUGAAUCAAUUAAGCUUAUGGGAUUUAGUGGUCUUUGAAAAAACCGUUUUAACCACAAAAUCUUUUAUUUGCGGAAUCCUACUAUUAAAAAGUAAUGAAUUUGGCGUUGAUAUGGAAACCAUCGCCAAAUUGUCUACUCUAGAAACUAUUCAUCAAACUGCCAGAUGGGGGGAAGUCGAAGACACUCAUGAUGUUGCCAAACGUGAUAUCAGGAGGAACAUUAAUGCUGCUGCUAUUGUUGCCUACAAAGAACCAAAUGUAUGA